Messenger RNA from Nicotiana attenuata, 1160 nucleotides. Its product is annotated as pectin acetylesterase 8-like. Gene Ontology annotation, biological process: cell wall organization. Gene Ontology annotation, molecular function: pectin acetylesterase activity. The transcript has 12 exons. The record is from RefSeq and is a predicted model, not a curated record. NCBI's taxonomy places the organism in Eukaryota, Viridiplantae, Streptophyta, Magnoliopsida, Solanales, Solanaceae. Gene Ontology annotation, cellular component: plant-type cell wall. Bases 91 to 1050 code for a protein of 319 amino acids.
CUAGUCCUCUACUAUAAUUGCUUUCUCUCGGGGGAAAAAAAAAUUAAACUCCUUUCUAUCAUCAGCCUUUCUAAUUAAGAAGAACAAACGAUGGCAACCUUCUUGUUACUUUUGCUAGCAAUGUUGACAACUAUUAUAGCUCAAAAAGAACUGAUAGUUAACAUCACCAUACUUCACAGCGCCACUGCUGAAGGCGCAGUUUGUCUUGACGGGAGCCCGCCAGCCUAUCAUCUUGAUCGGGGAUAUGGCACAGGACUUCGCAGCUGGAUCAUUGCCAUUGACGGCGGUGGUUGGUGUCAGAGCAUCCCGGAUUGCCGUAGUCGUUCAACUAGCGACUUAGGUUCUUCCAUGAAGAUGCAGCCGCCACAAGCUAAGUUUUCGGAGAUUCUUCAUAACGAUCCAAGAACCAAUCCAGAGUUUUACAACUGGAAUAGAGUCAGGGUUAGAUAUUGUGAUGGAUCAUCUUUUACGGGAGACGUUGAAGAUAUUGACCCUGAUACCAAACUUUACUAUAGAGGGGCAAGAAUCUUCAAUGCAAUUAUGAAUGAUUUAAUUGGGAAAGGAAUGCAGAAUGCUGAAAAUGCAAUCCUAUGCGGUACUUCAGUAGGAGGAUUGGCUACAAUCUUGAACUGUGACAAGUUCAAGUCCCUCCUUUCGAAUGAUGCCAAAGUCAAGUGCGUUGCGGAUGCAGGCUUCUUCAUCAACGCGAAGACAAUCUCUGGUACUUAUGAUAUUCAAGAGAUAUAUCAGAGAGUUGUUAGGUUACAUGGAUCAGCUAAGAAUUUGCCUUUAUCUUGCACGUCUGCAAUGGAACCAAGUUUGUGCCUUUUUCCUCAGAAUGUCGUUCCAUACGUUCAGACUCCAUUUUUUAUAAUCAAUUCAGCCUAUGACUCUUGGCAGAUUGAAAAUAUUUUGGUUCCUAAAUACCUCGAUCCUCAACAUGUCUGGGAGGAUUGCAAGAGUCAAAUAAGCAAUUGCACAUUUAGCCAGCGUAUAAUUAUUCAAGGUUCUAAAACGAUUCUUGCAUAUAAUGAACUUCGAUUCUACUGAAGUCCCAAAAAAUGAAUUGAUAUGGAAGGAAAAUAUAGUAUGAGUUUUCAUAUAUUCAUAAAAAUUUUAAUUAUUAUUUUUUGGUUUCAAAAUAUUGGUCUACUAGGAUG